CGACACGGCCCCCACUAAUGGAAGUUACCUAGAGUUACCUAAACUUGGGGAAGGGUCCUCAAAGGAGGUCUAAAGUUAGCUAAACCUUGACUUCCAUUCUCCUAAUAUCAUCAAAAUGCCACUACACUUACUAGGGAAGAAGUCGUGGAACGUUUACAAUGCCGACAACAUCGCCCGCGUCCGUCGCGACGAAGCCGCCGCAAAGGCAGCCGAAGAAGCUGAGGAGCAGCGCAUGCAAGAGAUAGAUGCGCAACGGCGCUUAGCUAUUCUUCGAGGUGAAGUACCACCGCCGAUCGAAGACGAUGAACCACCAAAAGACGAGGAGCCUCCUGUUCGUGAUCGCGAUGCAUUGCAAAGAACGAGUAUGCGACGAAAGCGAAAGCGACCAGGCGAGGACGAUACAGACUUUGAGAUGCGGCUAGCAAGGGAGAAUGACAACCCGGCACUUGUUAGGAUAGAGUCUGAGAAGAAGAGCACAAGCUCCGCGCCCAUCGUGGAUCAUAAUGGACAUAUUGAUCUUCUGGGCGAUGAGAAGUCAAGAACUCAUGCUGAGAAGAAUGAGGAGGCUGAGAGGGAAGCCAAGAAGAAAAAGCAGAGCUACGAGGACCAGUACACAAUGCGCUUCUCGAAUGCUACGGGAAAGGAUGGCGUUCUUAAACCAUGGUACUCUCAGUCUGACGCUGCAGCCCCUGAUGCCUCGUCAAAAGACGUAUGGGGAAACCAGGACCCUAAUCGCAAAGAACGAGAUGCCAAGCGCAUAGUAUCUAACGAUCCUCUCGCUAUGAUGAAAAAGGGAGCUUCCAAGGUUCGAGAGAUCAAACAGGAGAGGAAGCGUUUCCAGGAAGAAAGAGAAGAAGAGUUGAAGCAGAUGCGCCGCGAUGAACGACAUCGUGAGAAACGGCGUAGAAGGCAACAUGAAAGGGAUAGGAGUAGAGAGCGACAUAGGAGUCGCGAACGUGGUGAGGAAAGGUCUCCCAGUCGUCAUGAGCGGAGACACAGAUCAAGAGAAGGAAGACAUAGCCAUAGUGGUCAUGCGGAUUCACGAAGUCGAAGACAUGAGCGCCACGAUAGAGAAGGGUCACGGCACGAGAGAAAGCGCUACGAGGAGAGUGAACAACGAAAAGAGAGACAUCCGGGAGAUGACGAGCCUCAUAAGAGAGACUCGCGAUCUUCAGAGGGGGUUGGUCAUGAACGACGACGACACCAUUCGAAAAACUAAUAGCUUAGCAUAAGAUACCCUUUCAAUGACUUUCACGACUUGUACCCUUCGGCAUGUUCGUAUUAGGUUUGGCUACAUGCUGGUUAGGGAGAUACUAACUCUCACUCGAAGGCUCUGUGCCCUUUGACGCACGUCAUGAGCCUUACCUGACAUCGUGACUAGGACCGAGGCGCCAUGUUUAUGAUGAUGAUUUGUUGUCGAUAGUGUAUUGGAGCUCAAUUGGGA
Fusarium odoratissimum NRRL 54006 is the source of this 1444-nucleotide messenger RNA. RefSeq lists its product as uncharacterized. The transcript has 2 exons. NCBI's taxonomy places the organism in Eukaryota, Fungi, Ascomycota, Sordariomycetes, Hypocreales, Nectriaceae. The record is from RefSeq and is a predicted model, not a curated record. The coding region runs from base 116 to 1219 and encodes 367 amino acids.